Didymella exigua CBS 183.55 is the source of this 235-nucleotide messenger RNA. RefSeq lists its product as uncharacterized. The transcript has a single exon. Bases 8 to 220 code for a protein of 70 amino acids. Lineage: Eukaryota; Fungi; Ascomycota; Dothideomycetes; Pleosporales; Didymellaceae. The record is from RefSeq and is a predicted model, not a curated record.
GCCCAGAAUGAAUGCAAAGAUCUCUGGUCCAAUGAACAUGAGUACAGGGAUAGCAAAAGAGAUGAUGGGUCCUCAACCCGAUCCUUCGUGCCCACUCCCCUUUUUCAGCCCCGCCCUGCAGGACUCCCUCCACCUACGAGCAUGUGACUACUCCGAUCCACAGCAGAAGCCUUACGUAGGCCACCGGACAAAGGUUCGUAAUGAAGAAGGCGAAAUCUGACACCGGAAGCGCCCA